Molecule: messenger RNA, 10019 nt
Organism: Mugil cephalus (flathead mullet)
Lineage: Eukaryota; Metazoa; Chordata; Actinopteri; Mugiliformes; Mugilidae
Product: zonadhesin-like
Exons: 30
Coding region: 433-9417 (2994 amino acids)
Cellular component (GO): membrane
Molecular function (GO): protein binding
Source: RefSeq, a predicted model, not a curated record
AUAGUGGAACUCCCUUUUGUCUCUGUGACUUUUAUGACCUAGCAACACUAAACCCUGACCUUGCCUAUCACUAUGUACUGAAACUUUGUGGGAGCUGUCGUCACCGUUAGUACAUUUUUAUGCCACAGACCCAGUCCGGCCCCCUUCAUGUGUGACUGUGUGACCGUGUCCUUUCUCCUCCCACUGGUGAGGUUACCUGUUUAGGUGGGGAGGCAGGAAGGAUAAAUGCCUAAAACCCUCCGUUCCUUUCUGAGGAGGGACAAGAAAGGGCCAAGAGCUCAGUGCCGACAGUCAAAGGUUCACGAGCCCGGUGCUUCCAGAGAAAGGCUUCAGAACACGUUACUGCUCAUCAUUUAUUCUUCAGCUCAUCAAAGACAGAAAGAGUAUUAUCGACGGGAGAGCAGCUGAGAGGGUGCCGUGAAGGGAUCAGCCAUGCUUGGAGGCACCCACACAGAUUUGUUGGUCGCAGUGGCUUUACUCUUUCUGACAGGGACUCAGUGCAGAGCUGAAGAUGACCUUUUAUUAGUUACUUUACCAGAGAGGAGAGCAGAUGCAGAAUAUGUUACACAGUGUUUCUAUGGUGGAAACAUGAAUCCAGUUUGUGACUGGGCAAGGAGCCAAACGACAACAGCUCCAGAGAAUGUUUUAGUGAGUGUUUUAGAGAGCGGUCCACUGGGGUUGGAGGGCGAGGCCUGCCUGGAGUUCUGGUUCUUGGCCCCUGUUGCAGCUAGGGGCUCUGAACUGCGUGUCCUUCUGAAAACCAGCGUAGGUCUGGAAGAAAUCUGGACCUCUCCUGCCCUACCCAAAGAUGCAUGGAGACAGGUGUUUUUGCCACUGUAUAUCACUGAACCAGGCACCCAGGUUGUAUUCGAAGCAGCCCAAGCUUUGUCUAUAGAUGAGCAGAUCACAUUCAGGCAGAUGGGCGUGAGAAGAGGCCCAUGUGGACACCAGUGUGAAUCCAACACAGAUUUAUGGACAGAUGAGUCCACUCGCUGCCUCUGCUCUGUUGGCCAGCUCCUCUGCUUUCCCACUCAGUGCCCUACGGGCCAAAUCUGUGGUCCUCAAAGAAAUGGCUCCAGUGGGAAUCACACCUCUGGGAUGUGCACUAUACACAGUCACACAGACUGCAGCACUUUUGAUGGAGUGUUGUUCCGCUUCAUGGCCCCCUGCACCUAUGUACUAGCUAAGACCUGCUCAAGCACCGGAGACCUGCCCGUGUUCAGUGUUAAAGUGGUCAACGAGCAGAACGGCAACGCGUCUCUGCCGACUGUCGAGCAGAUCAUUGUGGAUAUGGGGAACGUGCGAGUGUCCCUAUUGAAAAGGCAGACACAACAGGCUGUGGUUAAUGGCGUCUGGAGGAAGCUUCCACUCAGCCUCAGCAGUGGAACUAUUCACAUCAAAAGCAACCCUGCUGCUGUUGUACUGGGAACCAGUUUUGGCCUUUCCGUCUCGUAUGAUAAGGCCGGUGAUGUCCAUGUCUACCUGCCCUCCAAAUACUCCGAUAAAGUCUGCGGCUUGUGCGGCAACUUUAACCAGCUCAGAGAAGACGACUUCCGCAAGGCUGAUGGCACAAAUGCACACAACGCUACGGAUUUAGCCAAGAGCUGGCAGGCCGGCGAAGCGACGUCGUCCUGUGAAACCAUUCUAGUUCCUCAUCAGUGUGACCCACAGGAGGCGGCGGAGCAUGCCAGUGAUCUGUACUGUGGGGGCCUCCUCUCUAGCACCGGGCCCUUUGCUGACUGCUUAUCAGUCCUAGGUGUGGAAAGCUAUUUCAGAGGCUGUGUGGUGGGCAUGUGUUCUACUCAUGGUGACCCAGCAGUAUUGUGUGAGGCGUUUGAUGCCUUCGCUGAUAUCUGCAAAGAGGCAGGAGUCGCGGUGCCUAUGUGGAGGAACUCCACAUUCUGCCCCCUUCAGUGUGGCGAGAACAGCCACUAUAACUCAUGUGCUGAUGGCUGUCCCGAGGUGUGCUCCAAUCUGGAUCUAGUUGGCUCUUGUGGAACCUGUGAGGAAAGAUGUGAGUGUAACACUGGCUUCAAGCUCAGCGGAGAAAAGUGUGUCCCAGCAGAGGACUGUGGGUGUUGGCAUAAAGGAAAACACUAUGAGAAAGGGGAAACAGUGGUGGAGGGAGAUUGUUUGCAAUGGUGCCGGUGCAUGGGUAGCGACGCCAUGCAGUGCACCGCGAUGCAAUGCGCGGGCCGUGACGUUUGUAAGGUGAAGGACGGGGUCAAAGGCUGCUUCCCUUUCGAACCCGUCAUCUGCCAUGUGUAUGGAGAUCCGCACUACAUCACCUUCGACAACAAUGCCUACGACUUCCAAGGGGGCUGCAGUUACACGCUGACUACCACAUGCACCAGAGAAAGCUCGGUCCAUUUCACUGUAAUUGGACACAACAUGCAUCCCCCCCUCCAGAACUUCACCAGGUCCAAGUUUGAAGCCGUGACUCUUCAGGUUGAGGAUCUGUACCUGACCAUGAAUCAGAGCGGAGAGGUCUAUGUGCAUAACAGUCGUGUCCGACUCCCCUAUAACACCAGUGGUAUAUAUGGUUCAGUAUGGGUCCACAUGACCGAGAAUUAUAUGAUCUUGGACACGUCAUUUGGCCUCAGAAUUGGAAUAGACGGGGAGCACAGGAUGUUCCUGCAGGUGGACGAGCGCUACAGGUAUGAACUGUGUGGACUGUGUGGCACUUACUCCGGACAACAGGACGAUGACUUCAUCACACCAGACGGCAAAAAUGCAAUUGAAGCCUUUGAGUUUGGUGACAGCUGGAGGGUGCCAGACAAUAAUGAGUGUGUAGCCCAUCCAAACAAUGCCAGACUCUGUGAUAAUGAUGAGCUGACUGAGGCCAAGAAUCAGUGUUCCACACUGUUCGGGGCAAACUUCCAGAACUGCCAUGAACACGUUCACCCAAGCAUCUACCUCAGUAGUUGUGUGUCUGACUACUGUGCCACAAGUGGUGACCAACACACACUGUGCGAAUCUCUGAAGUCCUAUGCAGUAGCAUGCCAGGUUGCAGGAGUGGAACUUCCUAACUGGCAGGCGGGUACAGCCUGUGACUUUCCAAACACCGAAGCUCCUGUCACAACUCCAAGCUCUACCUCUCCAACUGCAGAUCAGAUCUUAUGUCCCAUGAACUGCAACUUUGAAAACAAUCUGUGCGGGUGGGAACAGCUCAUACAGGACAGUUUUGAUUGGACAAGACAUUCAGGACCCACACCUUCAAAUCUAACUGGGCCAAAUCAAGACCACACCACUGGAGCUGGUUUUUACAUGUACCUCGAGGGAAACAGCGUUACCCAUGGAGACUCUGCCCGUCUAUUGAGCUCAGUGUGCCACUAUGACGGCCCACUCUGCCUGCAAUUCUGGUACCAUAUGUACGGUUCAGCAACAGCCAUGGCUCUCAAUAUCUACCUGCUGAAAGACAAUAAAGCCACCAAGCGCUGGUCCAUGAUGAACAACCAGGGACCAGAAUGGCAUCAAGGAAAUGUUGAUAUCAGAGUCAACGGUCCAUUCCAAAUCAUAGUGGAGGGAAUUCGAGGCGCUAAUGAUCAGUCAGAUGUGGCCAUAGAUGACAUGUCUAUCCAUUUUGGCACAUGUUCAGACAUUUCCCCUGGCCUGGUUGGCAGAACUGAGCUUCCUCCCACAACUGCAGAAGCUCUCCCCUCACACCCAGUCUGCAAUCUUGACUGCAGCUUUGACAGCAACCUUUGUCGCUGGAAUCAGAUGAUCACAGAUGCUUUUGACUGGACAUGGCGAAGUGGCUCCACCCCCACCCUAAUGACCGGCCCUUCUGCUGACCACACUGGCGAUGGCCAUUACGUUUAUAUCGAGGCCAGCAGCGUGACACAUGGAGACACGGCUCGUCUCAUCAGCACUGAGUGUUCCGACUCUGGUCCUCAGUGUCUACAGUUCUGGUACCAUAUGUACGGCUCAGCAGAUACAAUGGGUCUCCAUGCUUACCUUGUCCAGAACAGAGUGGCCAAUGCAGUCUGGUGGAAGAGGAAUAACCAAGGAGAUAUGUGGCACUUAGCUCAGGUGGACAUCGAACCGGCUGGAACUUUUCAGAUCAUUAUUGAGGGGCGCAGAGGAUCUAAUGAUGAGUCAGAUGUGGCUAUAGAUGAUGUAAAGCUGUAUGGUGGUCACUGCUCAGAUCUGAGUGGUGUGGUUACAACACAGCCUGCUAAACCUGAUCUUAGUACCACAGCUCCCCCAAGUGUCCCUGUUCCAACCACUGCAGCUCCAGAGCCUUCCACUGCAGAAUCAGUAACUGACCUGGUCACUACGGAAAAAGGUCCAGAUAACACGCCACCCCUACACCCAGUGUGCCAGCUCCACUGUAGUUUUGAGCAUGAUUUAUGUCAAUGGAGUCAGCUGCUUGCUGAUGUUUUUGAUUGGACAAGGCAUAGUGGCUCCACUCCCACCAUGAUUACUGGCCCUUCAUCAGAUCACACCACGGGAGAUGGCCACUAUCUUUACAUCGAAGGCAACAGUGCAACACUUGGAGACACUGCUCGUCUCAUCAGCGCCGAGUGUGCUGACUCUGGUCCUCAGUGUCUGCAGUUCUGGUACCACAUGUAUGGCUCAGCUGAUACCAUGGGCCUCCAUGUAUACUUGAUCCAAGACAGAAAGGCUGAAGCAGUAUGGAGGAAAAGGAAUGAACAAGGAAAUAUGUGGCACCUGGCACAGGUGGAUUUGGAAACAACUCAACCAUUCCAAAUCAUUUUUGAGGGGCGAAGAGGUUCCAAUGAUCAGUCUGAUGUGGCCAUUGAUGAUGUGUCUCUUCAUCGUGGGCACUGUGCAGAUUUGACAAAACCAACCAUCGCUGCUUCUACAACCUUGGAUCCAACUGGAACUGAAGGGUCAGUGCGUCCUUCAACGACCAGCCCGACUGAACCCGAAACUACAGUAACAUCAGAGCAACCAGAUGAAUCCACCAAGACAUCACAAACCACAGUAACAUCACGACCUCCGACUACAACUGAAUCAGCGACACCAUCAGCAAAUACAUUAACAACCCUCACCACAACUCCGACAACCUAUGACACACAAACAACUACAACACCAACAACAACAACCGUAAUCACAACCACUUCAAGUUCUGACCUAACAACAGGAUCACAAGUUCCAAUAACAUCAAGACCAACAACUACAACUGGGCCACAAAGUACACCUGGACCAGAACCUCAAACUACAACUCAACCAGAGACACCACCAGAAACUACAUUUACAACCUUCACCACAACAGUAGCCCCAAAUGACAAUGACACAAAAACCACUACAGAGCCAGCAACAACCGUAAUUCCAAACACUUCAAUUCCUGACGUACCAACGACAGGACCACAGAACCCAAUUACAUCAAGACCAACAGCCACAACUGGGCCACAAACUACACUUGGACCAGAACCUCAAACUACAACUCAACCAGAGACAGCAUCAGAAACAACAUUUACAACCUUCACCACAACAGUAGCCCCAAAUGACAAUGACACAAAAACUACUACAGAACCAGCAACAACCGUAAUUCCAAACACUUCAAUUCCUGACGAACCAACGACAAGUCCACAGAACCCAAUUACAUCAAGACCAACAGCCACAACUGGGCCACAAACUACACAUGGACCAGAACCUCAAACUACAACUCAACCAGAGACACCACCAGAGACUACAUUUACAACACUCACCACAACAGUAGCCCCAAAUGACAAUGACACAAAAACCACUACAGAGCCAGCAACAACCGUAAUUCCAAACACUUCAAUUCCUGACGUACCAACGACAAGACCACAGAAUCCAAUUACAUCAAGACCAACAGCCACAACUGGGCCACAAACUACACCUGGACUAGAACCUCAAACUACAACUCAACCAGAGACACCAUCAGAAACAACAUUUACAACCUUCACCACAACAGUAGCCUCAACUGAUAAUGACACAAAAACUACUACAGAACCAGCAACAACUGUAAUUCCAAACACUUCAAUUCCUGACGUACCAACGACAGGACCACAGAACCCAAUUACAUCAAGACCAACAGCCACAACUGGGCCACAAACUACACUUGGACCAGAACCUCAAACUACAACUCAACCAGAGACACCACCAGAAACUACAAUUACAACACUCACCACAACAGUAGCCCCAAAUGACAAUGACACAAAAACUACUACAGAACCAGCAACAACCUUAAUCCCAGACACUUCAGUUCCUGACGAACCAACAACAAAACCACAGCUCCCAAUUACAUCAAGGCCAACAGCCACAACUGCAACACAAACUACACCUGGACCAGAGACGCCAUCAGAAAGUACAUUUGCAACCUUCACCACAACAGUAGCCCCAACUGACCACGACACACAAACCACUACAGAACCAGCAACAACUGUAAUUCCAAACACUUCAAUUCCUGACGUACCAACGACAAAACCACAGAAUCCAAUUACAUCAAGACCAACAGCCACAACUGGGCCACAAACUACACCUGGACUAGAACCUCAAACUACAACUCAACCAGAGACACCAUCAGAAACAACAUUUACAACCUUCACCACAACAGUAGCCUCAACUGACAAUGACACAAAAACUACUACAGAACCAGCAACAACCGUAAUUCCAAACACUUCAAUUCCUGACGUACCAACGACAAAACCACAGAACCCAAUUACAUCAAGACCAACAGCCACAACUGGGCCACAAACUACACUUGGACCAGAACCUCAAACUACAACUCAACCAGAGACACCACCAGAAACUACAAUUACAACACUCACCACAACAGUAGCCCCAAAUGACAAUGACACAAAAACUACUACAGAGCCAGCAACAACCGUAAUCCCAGACACUUCAGUUCCUGACGAACCAACAACAAAACCACAGCUCCCAAUUACAUCAAGGCCAACAGCCACAACUGCAACACAAACUACACCUGGACCAGAGAAGCCAUCAGAAAGUACAUUUGCAACCUUCACCACAACAGUAGCCCCAACUGACCACGACACACAAACCACUACAGAACCAGCAACAACUGUAAUUCCAAACACUUCAAUUCCUGACGUACACACGACAAGACCACAGAACCCAAUUACAUCAAGACCAACAGCCACAACUGGGCCACAAACUACACAUGGACCAGAACCUCAAACUACAACUCAACCAGAGACACCAUCAGAAAUUACAUUUACAACCUUCACCACAACGGUAGCCCCAAUUGACAAUGACACAAAAACCACUAAAGAACCAGCAACAACUGCAAUUCCAAACACUUCAAAUCCUGACGUACCAACAACAAGACCACAAAACCCAAUUACAUCAAGACCAACAGCUACAACUUCAACACAAACUACACCUGGACUAGAACCUCAAACUACAACUCAACCAGAGACACCAUCAGAAACUACAUUUACAACCUUCACCACAACGGUAGCCCCAAUUGACAAUGACACAAAAACCACUACAGAACCAGCAACAACUGCAAUUCCAAACACUUCAAAUCCUGACGUACCAACAACAAGACCACAAAACCCAAUUACAUCAAGACCAACAGCUACAACUGCAACACAAACUACACCUGGACUAGAACCUCAAACUACAACUCAACCAGAGACACCAUCAGAAACUACAUUUACAACCCUUACCACAACAGUAGCCCCAACUGACCACAACACACAACCCGUUACAGAACCAACAACAACAGUUAUCCCAGACACUUCAGUUCCUGAUGUACCAACAACAAGACCACAGCUCCCAAAUACAUCAAGACCAACAGCUACAGCUGUAACACAAACUACACCUAGACCAGAGACGCCAUCAGAAACUACAUUUACAACCUUCACCACAACAGUAGCCCCAACUGACCAUGACACACAAACUAUUACAGAACCAACAACAACUGUAAUCCCAGACACUUCAGUUCCUGACAUACCAACAACAAGACCACAGAACCCAAUUACAUCACGACCAGCAGCUACAACUGGGCCACAAACUACACCUGGACCAGAACCUCAAACUACACCCGGACCAGAACCUCAAACUACAACUCAACCAGAGACACCAACAACAACUACGUUUACAACUUCCACAACAACAGCAGUUCCAACUGACCAUGACACACAAACCACUACAUUACCAACAACAACUGUAACAGUUAAGCCACAACCCCCAACCACAGUUUCACCAGAUUCCCAAACAACCAACAGACCACAACCUCCAACAAUAACUACACCAAAACUGCCAACAACAACAAUUACAUCAGAGCCACCAUUCACGGUGAAACCACAUUCCACAACAACCUCACCACAACAAACAACUACAGCAAGACCCAUGCCAGCUACAUCUACAAGACCAUCUACAACAACAGCUACACCACAACCAACAACCACACCUGUACCAACGCCCUCUUGUCCAGAGAACAGUCAUUACAACACUUGUACCUCUGCAUGCAGUCCAACCUGCACACACCUGAAUGGCCCACCACACUGCAGUGACAAUGAGGGCUGUUUGCCGGGAUGUGUGUGUAACAAUGGCUUUGUGUGGAAAGGAAGGGCUUGUGUGCCUGUGCACCAGUGCGGUUGUGUGGACAGGGAUGGCAACAAACACAAUUUCAAUGACGUGUGGUACACUAAUCACUGCAGUCAGAAAUGUGAAUGUGACAAGGACGAUGGUAUGGGGAAGAUUGACUGUGAUGACGAAGAUGAGUGUGAUGGAAAUUCCAUCUGCCUUCAAAAUGGAGACGGAAAUUAUUACUGCCAGUCAACAGGCUUCAGGGAGUGCACCAUCAAGGGAGACCCUGAGUACAGAACAUUUGAUAAAAUGAAGCAUGACUUUAAGGGUGAACACUCAUAUGUGCUGGUCAGGACCACCAAUUUGCCGAAUAACAUCCCAGAUGUCUACAUCGAGGCCAUCAAUAAACGUACCGUAGGGGAUGACGACGAUGAUCAGGAACAAAGUGACAGUAGCAGUGAAGAAGAUCACAGUCACAGAGUCCGGGACAACGACGAUGACAACGACGAUGACGACGACGACGAUGAUGACGACAAAGAUAAUGAAGACGACGACGACAGUGAAGAGCAUGAGAACCACCACAGAUUACGAGAGCUUAAAAUCAGAGUCUACAAUCACACUGUGGAGUUGAAGAGGAAUCGUAGGCUGAUCGUCAAUGGAAGGAGAACUAAUUGUCCUGUCUCACCAACUGCUGGUCUAAAAAUUAGGGAGCACUCCUCUCGCAUCUACCUGAAGACCGACUUCGGCCUCUCUGUGGAGUUUGAUGGACGCAGUUCAGCAGAGAUCAUUCUACCACGCAUUUAUAAAAGGAAGGUGGGGGGCCUGUGUGGAAACUUUGACGGUCACAGGUCAAAUGACAAGAUGAAGCCAGAUGGUACAAGGGCUCGGAGCACUCAAGAGUUCGGGGAGAGCUGGAGAGUGUGAAUGUCAGAUUGACGUACGGACCAGACAUGGCACUUAACUGCAGACUGGGGAGGCUUUGACCACCAGCUGAUAUCAGUACUGUUUCCGUUUACAUGAAAACUCCACACUUGUAAUGUCACUUUUUAUGAAAAUCAAUAGACAGAAUGAACUGUUCCCUCACACUUCCCCUCACAAACCAAAGCUGUGAAAUAUAUUUUGGUAAUGGAGUCCUGUUUUUGCAGCACUUGUAAGCUUCGAUGGCUAUUUUUAAAAUGUUACUCAUGUCUUUCAAACACCUACAAUCUACUUAUUUCAACACAUCAAUGUACUCAGCGACAACCUAUUAAACUUUAUUCUUUGUGUCAUUGCAAUGUCUGCUACCUAUUUAAAGUAAAAUAUUCUAACAUUACACACUAUGUGAUUUAACAUAGUAAUGCCUACACUGAAACGGGGACACCAGUUUUCAUUCAAACGGAUUAUGCUAAAUUAUCUGAUACUUCUGGCAUUAAAUUAAAACGUGUACUGAGAAAACAUUAAAAAAAACUUCUUGCACUGUGAACGGGUAUUUGACUAUUAUUGCAUAUUUGUCGGUUUUCUGUUAUUAAACCUGCACUGUGGUCACA